UAUAUAAGAUGCUGAUGCGUCGUUUCUUCCUUCCCCUCAUAACGGUACCGUACAAGAGCUAGAGCCGGCCUCCAGCUUUCUUCAUCCCUUACUGCUUCUGCUUCCUCACAACCUACAUCCGCCAAUGCACGUCUCGUUCAAUAAACUAUUGCUUGGAUUCGUGUUACUUCUGGAGGGGACCUUUGCUUCGCCGUUAAUAGUGAAGCGCAUGCCAAAGGACCUUUCGAAGAAAGUAUUCCUUGGAUAUAGAGCCAUCGACUCGAGAACAGCAGCUAGUUACAACCGUAAACACAGACUGGUGUAUACACAUACAACUUUUGACCAGUUAGGUAAAGGAGCAUACCUGACGAGGAGACUGGGAGACUGGACUGCGGAUUAUGUGUGUGCAGUUUACGCUGAUGCAACACAGCUCGCAUUAACCAAAAAGUUGUGGUUAGACCAUGAUGAGCGCGAGAGCCCAGUGAGGGAGCAGGUGAUCAAGACCCAGUUAAACAUGAAGGAAAGAAAUAUCCACAAAGUCAUCCUUACUUCUGGGAUCUGGGGGGAGGAUGACCGAGAAAGCCAUGUGCAAAUGCUCAUCCCUCCUUAUUUACUCGCAAACAAAGAUAGCAGUGGAAAGCUUGGGAUAUAUGUAAUUUGUGUGCCUUGGGAAAGCCAUGCAGAACUCCCCACCAACGAGGAGGCCGAUUGGAGUAGCCUAGGCAUUGUUGGAUACUAGGAUUAUAUGAUUGUAAUCUGGCUGUUUAGCCCAUAGACAGUGUGAACAAACAAUCACACAUAUUGUUGUUAGAGUAUACUCCGUACGUAUGUACAAUACCUCGCGAUUGUGUAAACGGCGUUAUUACCAAAUACUGUACAGUACGAACUUAUAUCCCAUGGCGCGGCG
Messenger RNA from Lentinula edodes (shiitake mushroom), 886 nucleotides. RefSeq lists its product as uncharacterized. The record is from RefSeq and is a predicted model, not a curated record. The transcript has 7 exons. The coding region runs from base 125 to 718 and encodes 197 amino acids. Lineage: Eukaryota; Fungi; Basidiomycota; Agaricomycetes; Agaricales; Omphalotaceae.